Molecule: messenger RNA, 2793 nt
Organism: Penicillium alfredii
Lineage: Eukaryota; Fungi; Ascomycota; Eurotiomycetes; Eurotiales; Aspergillaceae
Product: putative esterase
Exons: 4
Coding region: 1-2793 (930 amino acids)
Molecular function (GO): phosphatidylcholine lysophospholipase A1 activity
Source: RefSeq, a predicted model, not a curated record
AUGGACCGGGCUUCGUGGAUUUCGUCGCGGCCAUUGGCCCUGGUUAUUCUCUGGUUUCUUUUCACCUGCACGGUCAACGCGAUCCAUAUUCCUUCGAAUGUUAAAUCCUUAAACUCUUCCGGAUCCCAGUUCCAGAAGAGAGACGACAAGGUCAAGCUUCGCAUCUUGCCCCUCGGUGCCUCGCUCACCUGGGGAUAUCUCUCCGACACGGGCAAUGGAUACCGCAAGCCCCUCCGGGAUCAGCUGCGGUACGAUGGGUAUGAGGUCGAUAUGGUUGGAAGCAAGAACAAUGGCAACAUGAAAGACAAUGACGUCGAAGCACACACGGGCGAUGUUAUCACUAAAAUCCAAGAAGCCGGCCAGAACUCGCUUUCCUACAAACCGAAUGUGGUUCUGAUCAACGCGGGCACGAACGACUGCCGCAAGAAUGACGUUAAAGGCGUCGGGGAUCGUAUACAUGAUUUGAUCAAGAGUCUGCGGAAGGGGGACGACAUGAAAGAUGCCCUAAUCGUGAUGUCCACUCUGCUGCCAUCCAACGACAAGGACACGGCCAAGAACCAGCCCGAGGCCAACAGACAGUACCGGAAACUGGUCAAGGAUUUGAGCGAUGACGGCGAGAAUAUCCUCCUAGCUGACAUGGAUCCCGAAUCGCCCGAUCCCGGCCACAACUGGAUCAAAUACCCCAACGACUACAAACACUCCGAUGGCACGACCGACGAUACCCACCCGAAUGACUACGGGUACAGCAAGAUGGCGGCCGUGUGGUACAAGACGAUCAAGAAAGCGGUUUCCAAGGACAUGAUCAAGGACCCGGUGGAAACGAAGGGCGGCGGGUCCUGCGAGAAGGACUAUGGCAGUGGAUCCUCGGCGGGAGGACUCACACAGGAUGGCAGCGGCGACGACGACGGCACAUACUACCACGACUCGGAGAGCAGACGCACCAUUCUGGAAGUGGACAGUCCCGCGUCGAAGGACUUCAUCUUCGCUCGGCUCUUCAGCCGUGACCGCGAUGAUCUCUUGAACUGGGAGGAGAAAGAGGACAAUAUCAUUUUCCAUGUGUGGAAGAAUACCGGCGACGGCGAGAAGCCGUACAAGAGCAUCGACCACGCCGCGGUCAAUAUCUUCUGCAACCCUGCCGGCGUCCGCUUCGUCGAUGUCAAUGGAGAUGGUCUGGACGAUUAUGUGUGCCUUGGCAAGGAGGGCAACGCCUACGUUGAUAUCAACCAGGGCGAUGGGAAGGGCGAUUCGCCCCCGUCGUUCAAAGAGAUCGGCAAAAUCAAGGAUUCUGAGUACUCUCAGAACAAGGUCCGGUUGGCAGAUAUGGACGGCGACGGCCGUGUGGACUACUGUGGGGUCGAGGGCGACGGCGACAUCUAUUGCUGGCGCAAUGGCGGGACCGGGGAUAAACCAGAAUACUGGCAGAGUCUGGGAAAGGUGUUCAAUGGCGAAGAUAUGGGUGACAUCAACGGGGUUCGCUUUGAGGAUCUUAACGGCGAUGGGCGAGAUGACUGGCUCUGGCUAGAUGACGAGGGCGAAACGACUACCUGGACCAAUUCCCGCAGUUGUAACAAAACCGAUGAAGGCGACAACUUCAAUAUUAUCUGGCGCCGGGGCUACCAAGAUGGCCAAGACUCAGGCCCGACUCACAAUGGAGUCGGGGAAAAAGAUGGUGAGCGGAGCGAAGUCCAUUUUGCUCGGGUUUAUGGAGAACCACAAAACUUUGGGCUUCUGGGACGCCAGGAUUACGUCUGGAUUGAGAAUACCGAUGACGGAGUGUCUGUGCAUGUGUGGAAGAGCAAGGGCUAUGGGGCUGCGAAGAUCAAAGGUACGUCGGACAUGGAUAUGUAUCUCUCCAAGCAACCCGGUGCCUUCCUUGCUGAUUUUCUCUCUGUGUACUGUUCAGCCGAUGGAAACAGGUACUGCAACAUGAUGGGCCACACCAAUGGCUUGAUGGACUAUGUCUGGAUUCGCUCCAGGGGCGAGAUGCGCCUCUACCCGAACAAGGGCGAAACCAAAGUGUCCAAGGGCGAUAGCUUCUGGGGCCCCAACAAGAUCAUCUGGGAUCCGCUCAACGAGGCGAUUCACAAAAAGCUGGACCGACGGGACCUGCACCUGGUGGAUUGGGACGGCGACGGAGCAUGCGACAUUAUCUGGACAGAUCCAGAUGACAAGAACCGAGUGAAGCUGUGGCGGAACAAAAUCAAAACGGCCAAAGCCGACGACGAUUUCAAGUGGGAGUACGACGACAACCCGGCGUCAGAUCUCUCCUGCGACGAGAAGAGAGGUGUAGAUCCUUUCGACACGCCCGUGCGGUUUGCCGACAUCACCGGCAACGGAAAGGGCGACUAUCUGUGCAUGGCGAAGGACGGAAGCACCUCGGGAUACGUGCACAAAGACGACGACUCGUGGGAGCAUGUCACGCAGUUCAAGUAUUCGGAGGACAAGGACCGCGCAAACCUGCAGUGGGCUGACGUCAAUGGCGACGGCAAGGCUGACUUGGUCCACACGGACAAGUUCAACGGCGAUGGCAGCAUAUGGUACAAUAAGGGCGCCAAGGAGGUCAAGGGCUCCAGCUAUGAAUGGGACGGGGUCGGUGUCAAGUUCCAAGGCGCCUCCGCUGGUUCUUGCACUUACUUCCCUGACCUGGACGGCGACGGCCGUGCCGACAUGCAUUCCAUCAAACACUCGCUGGAUAACACCGCCGAGACGUGGUUCAACACGUGCAAGCAUUCCAAUCGCAAGGGCGACGAUGGGUCUAUCAAGGACCCGAAAUUGCCCGUCAUGCCAACAUAG